Molecule: messenger RNA, 1209 nt
Organism: Chaetomium fimeti
Lineage: Eukaryota; Fungi; Ascomycota; Sordariomycetes; Sordariales; Chaetomiaceae
Product: P-loop containing nucleoside triphosphate hydrolase protein
Exons: 3
Coding region: 1-1209 (402 amino acids)
Molecular function (GO): GTP binding
Source: RefSeq, a predicted model, not a curated record
AUGGCCACUUGGGAUCCCACACCAGCUGGUAGCGAGCAGCCACCCGGAUAUGACGGCCACCCACCAUCUCGGCCUGAAAAUGGGGUUACCAACGGCAGCUCUCAGCCAGACACUGCGGAGCUUCCUGCCCUGACCCCGAACGACGUUGUCAUCGCGGUGAUGGGAGUAACGGGGUCCGGCAAGACCACUUUCAUCUCCUACUUUGCCCCGAGUGCACGGAUUGGCCAUGGUCUGGAAUCAUGCACCUCGACCGUCAACAUCCACAAAGCGACCAUCGGCCAGGGGACGGUCUACCUGAUCGACACGCCCGGCUUCGACGACACGCACCGAUCCGACACGGACAUCCUGCGGGAGGUGGCCAACUGGCUCAACUCGGCGUACAAGAGCCGGAUCAAGCUGUCGGGCAUCAUCUACCUGCACCGGAUCGCCGACAACCGCAUGAGCGGGUCGGCGAUGAAGAACCUGCGCAUGUUCAAGCGGCUGUGCGGCGAGGAGGCCCUCUCGUGCGUCGUGCUGGCCACGACCAUGUGGAGCAUGAUGGCGUCGGCCGAGGACGGCGCGCGGCGCGAGCGCGAGCUCAUGACCAAGCCCGAGUUCUGGGCGUCCAUGGUGGAGCGCGGCAGCAAGGUGCUGCGGCAGGACAACAACGCCGUGUCGGCCAUGGAGAUCAUGCGGUACAUCAUGGCGCAGCGGCGCAAGAUCGACCUGGACAUCCAGAAGGAGAUGGCCAGCGGCAAGACGCUGGACGAGACGUCGGCGGGCCGCGAGGUGCAGUCGGGCAUGGAGGUGAUGCGGCGCAAGCACGAGGCCGAGAUGGCGGAGCUGCGCCAGGAGAUGGAGGAGGCCCGCCGCGACCACGACGUGCGCGCCCAGCGCGAGAUCGCCUCCGUCCGCGCCGACCUCGAGGAGAAGCUGCGCCGGGACCGCGAGGACCGCGACAAGAUGCGCGUCACCCUCGACGAGCUCCGCCAGCAGCGCGCCGAGGAGCUGGCCAACGAGCGCGCCGCGGCGCACGAGCGCGAGCUGCAGCUGUCGAACCAGAUGUACCAGGCCCAGCUUGAUAGGGAGAGGGCGGCGAAUCAGGCGAACGAGUCGUUGAUGGAGGUGAAACUGCAGCUGGCGGUGAAGGAGGCGGAUAAUAUACGGCUGCAGAGGGAGGCGGCGGAAAGGAGGGAGAGGGACGAGGGGGGCGGCUGUGUGGUCAUGUAA